UCCUCAGUACACCGACCCCCUUAUAAAAGCUCAAACCCCUCGUGGAACCCUACUGCGCAGGUUCCUCCUCCUCGCGACCUCGCCUCUCGCAUCGCCGCCGCCGCCGCCGCCGCCACGGCCAGAGCUCGAGUCGCUCCCAAGAUUUAAGGUCGUUAUGGUAAGGGUCAGUGUGCUUAAUGAUGCUUUGAAGAGCAUGUAUAAUGCUGAGAAGAGAGGGAAGCGUCAGGUCAUGAUCAGGCCGUCGUCCAAGGUCAUUAUCAAGUUUCUUCUGGUCAUGCAGAAGCAUGGUUACAUCGGUGAGUUUGAGUAUGUGGAUGAUCACAGGGCAGGAAAAAUUGUGGUUGAACUGAAUGGCAGGUUAAACAAGUGUGGUGUCAUCAGUCCACGCUUCGAUGUUGGAGUGAAGGAAAUUGAGGGAUGGACAGCAAGGCUGCUUCCAUCUCGGCAGUUUGGUUACAUCGUGCUGACAACAUCUGCUGGCAUCAUGGACCAUGAGGAAGCCAGGCGGAAGAACGUCGGUGGCAAAGUUCUUGGCUUCUUCUACUAAGAUGGAAAUUUUGUGAGGAGUGUCAGUUUUUUUUUGUCUGAAUAGGUGGAGACGUGAACUUCUGAAGAAUCAGCAUGUUUGUUAUUUCGUUUUGGAUUUGUGAAUGAGGCUCGGUUGACGGUUCAUUUGUUAGAGCUCCAAACCGUGACGAAGUGACUGCACAACUUACAUAGUUGGCAGCUGGAUUUUAUGGAAUUAAGCUUUGAUACUUUGAUGUGA
This is a messenger RNA of Phragmites australis (common reed), 766 nucleotides long. Its product is annotated as small ribosomal subunit protein uS8z/uS8w. Gene Ontology annotation, molecular function: structural constituent of ribosome. Bases 155 to 547 code for a protein of 130 amino acids. The record is from RefSeq and is a predicted model, not a curated record. Gene Ontology annotation, biological process: translation. NCBI's taxonomy places the organism in Eukaryota, Viridiplantae, Streptophyta, Magnoliopsida, Poales, Poaceae. Gene Ontology annotation, cellular component: ribosome; cytosolic small ribosomal subunit. The transcript has 4 exons.